CCUUCCUUCUCUCCGAAGUCAAGAGAGGCGUGCAGCGAGCAGGAGGCAGAGAAACACAGGUAGACGGUGAGUCCAAAGGAGCUGCUGAAGUCCACCACAGCAUCCCCAUGUUCUGAGGCAAGCACUGGGACUACUACUACUGCUGCUGCUGCUGUGUGAAGACUGAAGAUGGAAAUAGACUCUGCACAUUUUUCACGCAGCCCACAACGCAAAGAUGAUCUAAGGCCUACUUCAGAGCGCAGCUUCUACCUGAGCCCCCCUCCUCUGCUCAUCAAAGCCCCUAAGUUCCCCGGUACAGGCUUUCCCAGUGUUACACCCAGUGGAGCCAAUGCAUACAGCGUCUUUAGCCCACCUGCUUACUUCCCCAUGCUCGGGCUUUCUCAACGGGAGGCAACACAAACACGCAAGCAUUUUAAAACAGAAGCUAAAGAUGAGCGAGAAGACAAAACUGAAAACAAAAUGGGGGAAACAACUGUCUGGAGUCCGAUCAGCCCGCUGUCUCCAAAAUCAGGGAUGAUCGAGUUAAACAGACAUCAUAGUGAUUCAGUACAAGUCAAGCAAGAACCUAUAAGUCCAACUCCAAUAUGGCCGACAUCUCCUUACCUCCUUCAUCCCCCAUUCUUACCCCCGCUGCACCACAGUCUCCUCCCGUACCCUUACUAUUUACCAGGGACCUUCAUGCGCCUCUCCCCCAGCACGUUUUACCAGCGAGAAGACACCCGCCCCGCUCCCAAAACACGAGAUCUUGUACCUUCUCGCAACGUCCAACCAGCCACCAAUCCAGAGAAGCUCACCAUCAACGUCCACGUAGAUGAGAGUUACUAUGUCGAUGUGGGAGGAGACCAGAAGAGGUGGAAGUGCAGAAUGUGUGAGAAGUCCUAUACUUCUAAGUACAAUUUGGUGACGCAUAUUUUGGGGCACAAUGGGAUCAAACCACAUGGGUGCCAUCUGUGUGGGAAGUUGUUCAAACAGCUGAGUCACCUGCACACUCACCUCCUCACUCACCAGGGCAUGAGACCACACAAGUGCAAAGUCUGCCACAAAGCCUUCACCCAGACCAGCCAUCUGAAGAGACACAUGAUGCAGCACAGCGAUGUCAAACCCUACAGUUGCAGUGUGUGCGCUCGGGGUUUUGCAUAUCCCAGUGAGCUCCGAGCCCAUGAGCUGAAACAUGAGAAAGGCCAAGAGAACAUCUGUGUGGAGUGUGGCCUGGACUUCCCCACGCUGGCUCAGCUCAAGAGACACCUGACUGUGCACCGAGGACCCACGCUCUACAGGUGCUCUGAGUGCCAGAAGACGUUUCAGUAUCCAAGUCAGCUUCAGAAUCACAUGAUGAAACAUAAAGACAUCCGGCCGUACAUCUGCACUGAGUGUGGCAUGGAGUUCAUCCAGUCCCACCACCUCAAACAGCACACACUCACACAUAAAGGGGUGAAGGAGCAUAAGUGUCGUAUCUGCGGGCGUGAGUUCACCCUGCUGGCCAACAUGAAGCGUCACGUCCUGAUCCACACAAACGUCAGAGCCUAUCAGUGCCACAUGUGCUUCAAGAGCUUUGUCCAGAAGCAGACGCUCAAGGCCCACAUGAUCGUACACUCUGACAUCAAACCAUACAAGUGCAAGGUAUGCCAUGGACUUCUAUACUUUGUGGAAAAGUUUAACAGAAUGCACAACCUGAUGGGCCACAUGCACCUGCACUCGGACAGUAAACCCUUCAAAUGUCUGUACUGCCCCAGCAAGUUCACCCUGAAGGGAAACCUGACCAGACACAUGAAGGUCAAACACGGCAUCAUGGACCGAGGCCUGGACCAGAGAUUGUUCAGACAGAGAGGUAGAUUCUGCUUGCCCACCUCCGUCAGCCUGAUCUCCCACUUCAGCCAAGAGGAACCGUUCGACCUGUCCCAGAAGCCCUCGGGGGACCCAGGGCUGCAUUUGACCCAGUCCGAUGGAGAGAGCCUCCCUGGCAGCUCCGGACAAGAAGAGGAUGAAGACAGUCUGUACAGAAGAAGCCAGUACAGUCCUGAAGAAGCCCAGAACGAACCGAUGGAAGAGGAGAGUGAAGAGACAGACAAACAGCAACAAUUUAGAGCCAAUGAUUUUGUCGAGCUGGAGAAAACAUCUGGAAAGUAUAGAAAACCCUAUGAUGACGAAUUUACUGUAAAAACUGAGUCGAGUAGCCUGAGCAAAGGAGAGAGGAACCAAAACAGGCCAAAAAAGGGUGAGAGUGAUUACAUUAGUGUGUCGGUGGAAGUUGCAGGUAGACAGAAUGAGGAAGAAGACUGAAAAUGAGAGAAACAAGCAAAAAUGUGUGUGAGGAACAGAGGAGGUGAGGCAAUGUAGGUGUAUCAAACCAAAGAAAGGAAAAUAUCACGGGUUAAGUGUCACGGGUUCAUUUUAAAAAGCUGUGAAUUUGAUUGUAUUUUAUUUUUUUUUAUCAAUAGCAUCAAUAGAUUUUUUGGUUAAACUAACAUGCGAUCAAAACCCUUUUCACUGUAACCAGUUUUAUUUAAAGCUACCAUUUGUAUGUUUGUUUGAUUGUUUUUGACCAGCAGAUGGUAGAUGUGAAACCUGUUCCCCAUCCCCUCACCUGGCCUUUAUUCAGGCUUUGGUCAUCUUCUGUGAGACAAAAGCUGGAACAAUCAAACUGCAGUAAUGUAAAUAGCAUCUAGUGGUGAUAUGUGAAAAUACAGCGAAGACUGGGGGGAUUGGCUGAUGUAACUACAGAUGGUAGCUUUAAAGUGGGCAUGAAUAUUAUACUUUUUUAUCUGAUUGUUUGUAAUAAAAAAUAGUUGAUUAAUGAUUACUGAACAUAAUGUACUGUAAAUUGAUCUGUGAUGGGGCUGUGGUCAGAUUUUGAAUCAUGUCACUGAAUUACAAAUACAUUUUAAUUGUGAUCAUUUAGAAUAGUAAUAUAUUUAAUUAAUUAACUUAAUCAUGAUCAU
Messenger RNA from Boleophthalmus pectinirostris (great blue-spotted mudskipper), 2939 nucleotides. It is a transcript of the gene znf366, whose product is annotated as zinc finger protein 366. Lineage: Eukaryota; Metazoa; Chordata; Actinopteri; Gobiiformes; Gobiidae. Bases 169 to 2280 code for a protein of 703 amino acids. Gene Ontology annotation, biological process: regulation of transcription by RNA polymerase II. The record is from RefSeq and is a predicted model, not a curated record. Gene Ontology annotation, molecular function: RNA polymerase II cis-regulatory region sequence-specific DNA binding; DNA-binding transcription factor activity, RNA polymerase II-specific. The transcript is spliced from 8 exons.